This is a messenger RNA of Bacidia gigantensis, 810 nucleotides long. RefSeq lists its product as uncharacterized. NCBI's taxonomy places the organism in Eukaryota, Fungi, Ascomycota, Lecanoromycetes, Lecanorales, Ramalinaceae. The record is from RefSeq and is a predicted model, not a curated record. The coding region runs from base 1 to 810 and encodes 269 amino acids. The transcript has 2 exons.
AUGUCUCGCUCGACCUUGUAUCUUCAAGCACUCUUCUUUGUUCUAAUAUCCCUGAGUACUGCUACGAACAUAUCCUUCGGCGGAGGAUUCGACAGGCACAAAUGCUUGGUGCGCACUCUCAACUUCCUUGGCAAUGGUACCCUGGCAGCCGACGACGAGGUCUUCUAUCGUGAUGCAGCAGGUCGACCUAUGAACGGGAAAGACGACCUUACCCUUACUCUAUCAGGAUGCGAGAAGCUGUGUGGUCCCCGAAUGAUGUGGUAUCGGGACAUCGGACCACGGCUUUCCAUCUGGCUGAUUCCCAUACUGCUUCUGAUCAGCAACAUCGAGCUUGCUUCGCUUGACAAAAAGAGAUUCUUCACGAUUCUGCAUUUGCUCGGUGACCCUAUCGACUCAAUCUGGUCUCUUGUCCACAAGAUUGACUCCUGGGAUCAGUGCUAUCGUCUGGUUGAGGGGUAUGACAAUGCAUGUGAUCGCUGCAAACGGGUGAUGGCUACUGUGAUAGCCGGCUUCGAAGAACUUGAGGGUUAUGAACUUCAGCCAGAGACAAUCUUUGACAACCUUGCCGACAGACAUGAUCUCACCCUCCAAUUCGAGGCUUGGCGGCGGACAGCCGUCAAGCUUGCAGACAGCAGAACAAAUGAGAUUCCCCGGACGUGCCUGGCCAUUGUACUUUAUCUUUUUCAACUGGUUGCUGGCUUUGUGAAGGAAGUCGGUGGUGGCAGUAACAGUCCAGUUGGUGGAAGGAUUGCGACUGGCCAAUACCGUCGGCAGCUUUCCUUCUCGCCGGACUUGUUAUGGAAUCCUUGA